CCCCUCCGCCCGCGAGUUCGUUCAGGGAGAUGUCGUCAAAGCGCGAGAACGGGUCGGACGGCGAGGGGCUCGGAGCCGAGGGAGGCGUGCCUCCGUCGCCUCUAUACGCCGCCCCAGUCGUCUGCCUCCUCCGGUCCGCCGGGGACUUCGGCGCCGGCGCCUUCGUCGGAGGCGUCGUUGGAUACGGGCAAGGUUUGAUCACUAAGAAGGGCUUCAAGGGCUCACUCAGCAAUGCAGGCUCGGCUGCCAAGACUUUUGCAGUUCUCUCCGGCGUCCAGAGUUUCAUUGUGUGCUUAUUGAAAAAGCUACGCGGGAAAGAUGAUCUUGUCAAUUCUGGCAUUGCUGGAUGUUGCACUGGCCUUGCCUUGAGCUUUCCAGGAACACCUCAAGCAUUGCUUCAGAGCUGCGCCACCUUCGCAGCAUUCUCUUGCAUAAUGGAGGGGCUGAACAAGCAGCAGGCUGCAAUGGCCCACACGCUCCGAGGAAACGCUCUGACCUUUGCGCACGAGAAAGGCGGCGUUCUCCCCCCUUUCAUGCUUCCGCCAAUUCUCGACGCAUCAGAUGCUCUAGCUUCUUGCUGCCAGACCUUGGUGAAGCCCAAGCACUAGGCAACAUCGUAGGGAGAGAAAGAGAGAUGAUCAGUAAAAACCUUAGCUCCAGACUUCCUUCGCGUAUGUAGAUUCGUUUCUGGAAUUGUCAAGAGUGUAGAUUUGCUUCCUUGCCAGGUUUUUCUUGCUGCAGAACGCUGUAUGUGCUUCUUUGAGAUUGUAGCUGAUAAGAAUUAUGAAAUUUCCGUCGCCCGACCUUCGUGUUCGUGCUUCUGUUAACAUCUGAGAUAUGGUUUGUGACAGUAAGAAUGAAGUGAUGGCGGUUCUUCA
Triticum dicoccoides is the source of this 878-nucleotide messenger RNA. Its product is annotated as mitochondrial import inner membrane translocase subunit TIM22-3-like. The transcript is spliced from 5 exons. The coding region runs from base 30 to 608 and encodes 192 amino acids. Gene Ontology annotation, molecular function: transmembrane protein transporter activity. NCBI's taxonomy places the organism in Eukaryota, Viridiplantae, Streptophyta, Magnoliopsida, Poales, Poaceae. Gene Ontology annotation, cellular component: chloroplast envelope; TIM22 mitochondrial import inner membrane insertion complex. Gene Ontology annotation, biological process: protein insertion into mitochondrial inner membrane; protein targeting to chloroplast. The record is from RefSeq and is a predicted model, not a curated record.